AUGCCGGAGAUUUAUGGACCUCAGCCAUUAAAGCCACUCAAUACGGUGAUGAGACAUGGGUUUGAAGAGCAAUACCAAAGUGACCAACUUUUACAAUCACUCGCGAAUGAUUUCAUAUUCUACUUUGAUGAUAAACGACACAAAACUAAUGGAAAUCCGAUUCCUGAAGAGGAUAAACAACGAGAUGUAAAUCGUUAUUACCAGCCGAUUACCGAUUGGAAGAUUAUGAAAGAUCGACAGAAGACAGUAAGUGCGGCCCUUUUAUUAUGCUUGAAUUUAGGUGUCGAUCCCCCUGAUGUUAUGAAGACACAUCCCUGUGCCAGAGUUGAAGCAUGGGUAGACCCAUUGAAUUUCCAGGACUCGAAGAAAGCAAUAGAACAAAUUGGUAAAAACUUACAAGCACAGUACGAAACUCUGUCUUUGAGAACACGCUAUAAACAAAGCUUGGAUCCUUGUGUAGAGGAUGUCAAACGGUUUUGCAACUCGCUAAGAAGAACUUCUAAGGAAGAUAGGAUACUUUUCCACUACAACGGACAUGGUGUGCCUAAGCCUACAAAAUCAGGUGAAAUUUGGGUUUUCAACAGAGGUUAUACACAAUAUAUUCCGGUAUCUUUGUAUGACCUGCAAACUUGGUUAGGUGCGCCAUGUAUAUUUGUCUAUGAUUGCAACAGUGCUGAAAAUAUAUUAAUCAACUUUCAGAAGUUUGUGCAAAAGAGGAUUAAAGAUGAUGAAGAGGGAAAUCAUGAUGUUGCCGCGCCAUCACCAACUUCAGCUUAUCAAGAUUGUUUCCAAUUAGCCUCUUGCACUUCCGAUGAACUUUUACUUAUGAGUCCGGAACUACCCGCAGAUUUGUUUAGUUGUUGUUUGACCUGUCCAAUAGAGAUUAGCAUCCGUAUCUUUCUCAUGCAGUCACCCUUAAAAGAUUCUAAAUAUAAAAUUUUCUUCGAAAAUAGUACUUCAAAUCAACCGUUUGGUGAUAGUAAGAACUCGUUCAAGUCCAAAAUACCCAACGUCAAUAUCCCUGGAAUGUUGUCGGAUAGGAGAACGCCGUUGGGAGAACUAAAUUGGAUUUUUACAGCUAUAACGGACACAAUUGCAUGGACAUCCCUCCCCCGACCACUUUUCAAAAAAUUAUUCAGACAUGAUUUAAUGAUUGCUGCGCUUUUCAGAAAUUUUCUUCUAGCCAAAAGAAUAAUGCCGUGGUACAAUUGCCAUCCUGUAUCUGAUCCAGAAUUACCAGAUAGUAUAACCACACAUCCAAUGUGGAAAUCUUGGGAUUUAGCCAUGGAUGAAGUACUGACUAAAAUAGUCAUUGAUCUGAAAAAUGCUCCUCCCGCUACUGCCUUAGAGAGUCAGAUGAUUCUACAACAACAAGAAACCUUACAGAAUGGUGGCAGCUCUAAGUCGAAUGCCCAAGAUACGAAAGCCGGAAGUAUUCAAACACAAUCGAGAUUUGCAGUGGCCAAUUUAAGUACAAUGUCUCUAGUAAAUAACCCUGCUCUCCAAUCAAGAAAAUCUAUAUCUUUGCAAAGCUCACAGCAACAAUUACAGCAGCAGCAACAACAACAACAACAAUUUACAGGAUUUUUUGAACAAAAUUUGACUGCUUUUGAAUUGUGGUUGAAAUAUGCUUCAAAUGUCAGACACCCGCCUGAGCAGCUUCCUAUCGUUUUACAGGUUCUUCUUUCGCAAGUGCAUCGUAUACGUGCGUUGGUACUUUUAUCCAGAUUUUUAGAUUUAGGCCCGUGGGCUGUCUACCUGUCACUUUCAAUAGGUAUCUUCCCCUACGUUUUGAAGCUGCUACAAAGUCCAGCACCUGAGUUGAAGCCCAUCCUAGUUUUUAUUUGGGCCCGUAUCAUGUCAAUAGAUUACAAAAACACGCAAAGUGAAUUAAUCAAAGAAAAGGGUUAUAUGUAUUUUGUUACAGUGUUAGUACCUGAUUGGGGUGUUAAUGGCAUGUCAGCUACAAAUGGCUCAGCCAUGAUAAAUAGUGGGAACCCGUUGACAAUGACUGCAUCGCAGAAUAUAAAUGGUCCAUCUUCAAGAUAUUAUGAACGCCAGCAAGGAAAUAGAACAUCCAACUUGGGCCACAAUAAUCUUCCAUUUUAUCAUUCUAAUGAUACCACCGAUGAACAAAAAGCUAUGGCUGUCUUUGUUUUGGCAUCAUUCGUUCGAAACUUUCCUCUGGGGCAAAAAAAUUGUUUUAGUUUGGAACUGGUCAACAAGUUGUGCUUUUAUAUUGAUAAUUCUGAGAUACCCCUACUAAGACAGUGGUGUGUUAUUUUAUUAGGUUUAUUGUUUGCUGAUAACCCCUUAAACAGGUUUGUAUGUAUGAAUACUGGUGCUGUUGAAAUAUUACUAAAAUCUUUGAAGGACCCUGUACCUGAAGUUAGAACAGCUUCUAUAUUUGCAUUGAAGCAUUUCAUAUCUGGAUUUCAAGAUGCAGAGGUAAUUUUGAGAUUGCAACAAGAAUUUGAAGAACAGUAUCAGCAAUUACAUUCGCAAUUACAGCAUCUCCAAAAUCAAUCCCAUCUACAACAACAACAGUCCCAGCAACAGCAGCAGCAUCUUGAGCAGCAGCAGAUGAAAAUUGAAAAGCAGAUUCGUCAUUGUCAAGUUAUGCAAAAUCAACUAGAAGUUAUUGAUUUGAGGAAGUUAAAAAGACAGGAAAUUGGCAACUUGAUCUCAAUCUUACCUUUAAUCAAUGAUGGUUCAUCAUUAGUCCGUAAGGAACUAGUCGUAUAUUUUUCGCAUAUUGUGAGUCGUUACUCUAACUUUUUUAUUGUAGUUGUAUUCAAUGAUUUGUUGGAAGAAAUAAAACUUUUAGAGAAAAGUGAUAUCAAUACUCGAAACACUUCCGAUAAGUAUUCAGUUAGUCAGGGUUCCAUUUUCUACACUGUUUGGAAAUCUCUCUUGAUUCUAGCCGAAGAUCCCUUUUUAGAGAACAAGGAAUUAUCCAAGCAGGUUAUAGAUUAUAUUUUGCUUGAAUUAAGCGCCCAUAAGGAACUUGGUGGACCAUUUGCAGUUAUGGAAAAAUUUUUGUUGAAAAGAAGCUCGAAAGCUCACCAAACUGGUAAAUUUGGAUUUAAUUCUUCGCAGGUUCAAUUUGUAAAAAGUUCAUUACGAUCAUUCUCACCAAAUGAGAGGGUAGAUAAUAAUGCAUUCAAAAAAGAGCAACAACAGCAUGACCCAAAGAUAUCUCAUCCAAUGCGGACAUCUUUAGCUAAACUUUUCCAGAGUCUUGGUUUUAGCGAAUCCAAUAGUGACUCUGAUACUCAAUCAUCAAAUACUUCGAUGAAAUCGCAUACCUCAAAAAAGGGUCCCUCGGGCUUAUAUUUAUUGAAUGGCAAUAAUAAUAUUUAUCCUACAGCUGAGACUCCAAGAUUCCGGAAGCAUACAGAACCCUUACAAUUGCCAUUAAAUAGUUCCUUUUUAGACUAUUCACGUGAAUAUUUUCAAGAACCACAAAUGAAAAAGCAAGAGGCGGAUGAACCUGGCAGUGUUGAGUAUAAUGCUAGAUUGUGGAGACGUAACAGAAAUGAAACUAUUAUCCAGGAAACACAGGGGGAGAAAAAAUUAUCGAUUUAUGGGAAUUGGUCCAAAAAAUUGAUUAGUUUAAAUAACAAAAGUCAACCAAAACUGAUGAAGUUUGCCCAGUUUGAAGAUCAGCUGAUUACUGCAGAUGAUAGAAGUACCAUUACAGUUUUUGAUUGGGAGAAAGGAAAGACUUUGUCCAAAUUCUCCAAUGGUACUCCUUUUGGCACAAAAGUUACUGACCUGAAACUCAUUAACGAGGAUGACUCCGCCCUUUUAUUGACAGGUUCUUCAGACGGUGUUAUCAAAAUAUACAGAGACUACCAAGAUGUCGACACCUUUAAAAUUGUAUCCGCCUGGAGAGGCUUGACCGAUAUGUUAUUGACACCUAGAUCCACAGGUUUACUAACCGAAUGGUUACAAAUAAGAGGAUCAUUGUUAACAACUGGUGAUGUUAAGGUUAUCCGUGUCUGGGAUGCGCAUACAGAAACGGUUGAAGUGGACAUUCCUGCAAAAACAUCAUCUUUAAUUACAUCCUUGACGGCUGAUCAGCUAGCAGGUAAUAUCUUCGUAGCAGGGUUUGCAGAUGGCUCCCUGAGAGUAUAUGAUCGCCGUCUCGAUCCAAGAGAUUCCAUGAUACGUCGCUGGAGAGCUGGAAAUGAUAAGCAGGGAGUUUGGAUUAACAAUGUUCAUUUACAAAGAGGUGGUUACAGAGAAUUGGUCAGUGGAGCUACCAAUGGUGUUGUAGAGUUAUGGGAUAUAAGGUCCGAAGAUCCGGUAGAAUCGUUUGUUGAUCAAAACGUAACUUCUCAGUACGGUUCGCAACAAAAACCAACGACAAUGACGUGCAUGCAGGUUCAUGAGCAUGCUCCGAUAAUUGCGACAGGGACUAAACAAAUAAAGAUAUGGACGACAUCUGGAGAUCUUUUGAAUUCUUUUAAAAACUCACAUAAUAAUGGCGUAACAAGUACAUUAGCCGCUACGGGAAUCCCAAAGUCACUGUCCUACUCUUCCACUUCUGAUGCAUUUUUAUCUUCGAUGGCUUUCCAUCCUCAUAGAAUGAUGAUUGCGGCCACCAAUUCUCACGAUUCUAUUGUAAAUAUCUACAAGUGUGAAGACGAGAGAAUUGAUUAUUUUUGA
Saccharomyces cerevisiae S288C is the source of this 4674-nucleotide messenger RNA. It is a transcript of the gene KOG1, whose product is annotated as ubiquitin-binding TORC1 subunit KOG1. Gene Ontology annotation, cellular component: TORC1 complex; vacuolar membrane; plasma membrane. The coding region runs from base 1 to 4674 and encodes 1557 amino acids. Lineage: Eukaryota; Fungi; Ascomycota; Saccharomycetes; Saccharomycetales; Saccharomycetaceae. Gene Ontology annotation, biological process: TOR signaling. The transcript has a single exon. The record is from RefSeq and is marked reviewed.